Anopheles maculipalpis is the source of this 952-nucleotide messenger RNA. RefSeq names its product LIM/homeobox protein Awh-like. Gene Ontology annotation, biological process: neuron differentiation; regulation of transcription by RNA polymerase II. The record is from RefSeq and is a predicted model, not a curated record. Bases 1 to 819 code for a protein of 272 amino acids. The transcript has 4 exons. Gene Ontology annotation, molecular function: RNA polymerase II transcription regulatory region sequence-specific DNA binding; DNA-binding transcription factor activity, RNA polymerase II-specific. Lineage: Eukaryota; Metazoa; Arthropoda; Insecta; Diptera; Culicidae. Gene Ontology annotation, cellular component: nucleus.
AUGGAAACGUUUCAAACGGAGUUUAAAACCUGUGGUAACUGUGCCGAACCGAUCACUGAUCGAUACGUCUUCGAGGUGAACGGCAGUGCCUGGCACGGGUCCUGUUUACGUUGCAGUGUCUGUUUUUGUCCACUGGAGCGUCAGGUUUCGUGCUAUCUUCGCGACGGUGACAUGUACUGCAAAGCGGAUUAUAUCAAGAAGUUUAAGACGAGCUGUGCCAAGUGUUCGCGCUCCAUAUCGGCCACCGAUUGGGUACGACGGGCCCGGGAGUACGUCUUUCAUUUAGCGUGCUUUGCUUGUGAUUCAUGUGGCCGGCAAUUGUCCACUGGGGAACAGUUUGCAAUCUGUGAGGAACGGGUGCUGUGCAAAACGCACUACAUGGAGCUGAUCGACGAUGGUACGGCUUCGAGUGAGGACGGUUGUGAUGCGGACGGGAAUGGGAAGAACAAGACCAAGCGUAUUCGAACCACAUUUACGGAGGAGCAGAUCCAGAUUCUGCAGGCCAACUUCCAGGUGGACAGCAAUCCGGAUGGUCAGGAUCUGGAGCGUAUUGCCCUAGCGACUGGACUGAGUAAGCGCGUUACUCAGGUUUGGUUCCAGAAUUCGCGCGCUCGGCAGAAGAAGCAUGUACACGUACCACGAGCACAGGAUCUGUUCAGUGGGAUGCGGUCGGAUCUCAACAACAACAACAGCUGCAGCAGCAGUAACAGCAAUGAUGGUCUACCCGGACACCAUCUCGGUGGAAUUGGACCGGAGGAUUGUGUCCUGGGCAAGACACCAAUCUUUAACUCGCACGGCUUCAUCAAUCUCGUGGUGUGACGCGAUCAGCAGCGGGCAUACCAUCGAUGGAUGGAUGUUUGCGAUCAACAGUGCCAUUGACCAACGAUUGCGGAACGAAUCCGGACAUGCCAACAGGUGACCGGAGCCGUGUUCCGUUGGCUUUUUAGUCCCA